Messenger RNA from Emericellopsis atlantica, 1598 nucleotides. RefSeq names its product kinase-like domain-containing protein. Gene Ontology annotation, biological process: protein phosphorylation. The record is from RefSeq and is a predicted model, not a curated record. The transcript has 3 exons. Gene Ontology annotation, molecular function: protein kinase activity. NCBI's taxonomy places the organism in Eukaryota, Fungi, Ascomycota, Sordariomycetes, Hypocreales, Bionectriaceae. The coding region runs from base 377 to 1483 and encodes 368 amino acids.
UCGCGAUGGUUCUCGACGGUGAUCAAAGAAUUGAAUGUUCUCCUCCUCCAUGGGAAGAAUAUCAGCCUUGAUGAAGGCGUCGAGCUUGGCGAGGUAGGCCUGAAGCUCAGGCGGAUAGUCGAAAUUCAUGGCGAGUGGAUUGACAGUUCAGUGCGUCCGUGAUGGUUUCAAGGUGAAGAAGCCCUGCUCCAAUACCUAUGCCUGGUGAUCAGUGCUCAGCUACGUAUUCUCCGUCUGGGGUAAUCAUGGGGAUAAUGCGGGGAAGCCGCAGGCCUCGGCAGCCACACUACGACUGUCCGAGACUCCGUCAUGUAAUGUAUUUCAUUCUCUUCACGGGCAGAAUUAUCGAUGGACUCAUUCUUUCAGAGUAUCGACAAUGGCUGGCCUAGUACGACAGCCCAUUGACGUUGGAGCCCUCGAGGCCUACAUAGGUCAGCACGUGCCAGGCAUCGAGUUGCUCCUUGACGUGAAGCAGUUUGGCUUUGGCCAGUCCAAUCCAACCUACCAGCUCACCAGUCCAGAUGGCUCCCGAUACGUACUUCGCAAGAAGCCUCCCGGCAAGCUGAUCUCCCAGGCUGCGCAUAGGGUCGAGCGCGAACACCGCAUCAUCGAGGCCCUGGGUCCUACUAAUGUCCCGGUGCCAAAGACAUACUGCUUGUGCGAGGAUAACUCCGUCAUUGGCACACCAUUCUACAUCAUGGAGUUCCUGGACGGGCGGAUCCUAGAGGAUGCGGGUAUGCCGGGCAUGACUGCCAAGGAGAGAAGCAGUCAUUGGAAGGCGGCCGUCAAGACCCUGGCCAAAUUCCACAGCGUCGACUUUAGAAAAGUUGGGCUGGGGGAUUUCGGCAAACACAGCAGCUUUUAUGACCGGCAGGUCGCGACGUGGCGGCACAUGUCAGCAUCCCAAGAAAAAGUGGCAGACGUCAAGACAGGAGAACCCGUUGGGCCCAUCCCUCAUCUCGACGAGAUGCUUGCCUUUUUCUCUGAUAAGCGACAUCAGCCAAAGGACCGCACAACACUUGUCCAUGGCGACUACAAGAUCGACAACAUGGUAUUCCACCCUAGUCGCCCCGAAGUGAUCGGCCUUCUCGACUGGGAGAUGGCCACUGUCGGCCAUCCGCUCCUGGACCUGGCCAACAUGAUUCAUGCGUUCCAUUUGGGCCCCCUGCAGGCCAAGCUGGGCUUCCUGUCGGACACCUUCCGACCGGGGACUACGCCUGGCCUGCCGACACCAGAUGACAUUAUGAGGUGGUAUAGCGAGGAGUCAGGUUGGGACCCGAAGCCAGACAUGGCUUGGGCUGUUGCGUUUGCUGUUUUUCGCGCGUCUGCCAUCAGUCAGGGCAUUGCGGCCCGGGUGGCUGGCAAGCAAGCGACGAGCUUGGUCGCCAAGCAUUAUGCAGAGGCUUUUAAGCCGCUCGGUGAAUAUGCGUGGGAACUCGUUCAGAUGGAGAGGGACAGAGUGACUAGGCAGGCCCGUCUCUAGACUGUAUUUGUGCGGAUUUCCAGCCUCGAGCUUCACCUUGCAACAGAGAUGUUUACAAAGCCGGCAUGCCAAGUACAUUGCCCCCGUUCGCCAUAGCCACAGGUCUGGAACGGAC